This is a messenger RNA of Populus nigra (black poplar), 726 nucleotides long. Its product is annotated as small ribosomal subunit protein eS12-like. Gene Ontology annotation, biological process: translation. The transcript is spliced from 5 exons. Bases 150 to 587 code for a protein of 145 amino acids. Gene Ontology annotation, cellular component: ribosome; cytosolic small ribosomal subunit. The record is from RefSeq and is a predicted model, not a curated record. Gene Ontology annotation, molecular function: structural constituent of ribosome. Lineage: Eukaryota; Viridiplantae; Streptophyta; Magnoliopsida; Malpighiales; Salicaceae.
ACAAGAAGUAGGGUUUAACACCCUACUAUAAAAUCGCAUUUUGCUCCUCCUCCAAGCUCAUUUGCUUGGCUGACUCGCGCAUAGCCUCCUUCGCAUCUUACCUGCAAGUUCCAGAUUAAGUUUAGCCUGCAGAUUCAAGAAUCAUCAUCAUGUCUGGUGAAGAAGGUGCUGUUGCUCAGACUGAGACUCCAGCUGUUGCUGAUGUACCACCACUCGGUGAGCCAAUGGACUUGAUGACAGCAUUGCAGCUUGUGCUGAGAAAAUCUCUGGCUCAUGGUGGGCUUUCUCGAGGUCUUCAUGAAGGUGCCAAAGUGAUUGAGAAGCAUGCUGCUCAACUUUGUGUCUUGGCAGAGGAUUGCAACCAGCCUGAUUAUGUUAAACUUGUUAAGGCACUUUGUGCUGAUCACAACGUGAACUUGCUAACUGUUCCAAGUGCAAAAACCCUCGGAGAGUGGGCUGGUUUGUGUAAGAUUGAUUCAGAGGGGAAGGCUAGGAAAGUGGUCGGUUGCUCGUGCGUUGUUGUGAAGGAUUUUGGGGAGGACACUGAAGCUCUUAAUGUCAUUCAACAGCAUGUCAAGGCCAACUAAGUCACUAUGGAUUCGAUCCUUUUUGGAUUUACCUGGAGCCUUUGAAGGAAUUUUGAUUGUAUUUUGUUUUUUCUUUAUCGUUGUAGUUGAAACAUCUGUUGCAAUAUAUCAAAUAUUAUGAUGUUUUUGUCCGUCACAA